AUGUCGGUAUCAGCUUAUCUCGCCGCUUUCGGCAAGGAAUCGCCAGCAACAUACGCCCUCGGUACCGGGCUCCUCGUCACAUCAUCACUCUUCUUUGGAAACAUCGGCCUGACUCUCACCGGGCCCCUUCCCAUCAUCAGAGAUCAGCUUGGCGCAUGCACUUUGAGCUCCAAGCAAAAGAUCAAAGUAUGGAGGCUCUUCUUCGACGAAGCUUCUAAAUACAUCAUCGGCGGCACCGCCGUGACAGCAACGCUUCACCUGGCUGCCUUCGCCCUGGGCAACUCACCCGUUUCCCGCAGACUGUCCAUCAUGUCGGCGAUUUGCAGCAUUUGCAUCUUGCCGUACACUCUCAUCGUCAUCAUGCCCACCAACAACAGCCUCAUCGCCCUAGACGACAAAGUGGCUCUGUCGGAGCUGGACAGGAAAAAGGUCGGGUGGCUGAUCGAGAAAUGGGAUCGGCUGCACAAGGUCCGCUUCGUGAUGUACGGAUGCGCAUGGGCCUUGGGUCUUGCUGCAUUCACGUCUUCGUUGUGA
Colletotrichum phormii is the source of this 534-nucleotide messenger RNA. RefSeq lists its product as uncharacterized. Lineage: Eukaryota; Fungi; Ascomycota; Sordariomycetes; Glomerellales; Glomerellaceae. The record is from RefSeq and is a predicted model, not a curated record. The transcript is spliced from 2 exons. Bases 1 to 534 code for a protein of 177 amino acids.